Messenger RNA from Wasmannia auropunctata (little fire ant), 797 nucleotides. RefSeq lists its product as uncharacterized. NCBI's taxonomy places the organism in Eukaryota, Metazoa, Arthropoda, Insecta, Hymenoptera, Formicidae. The coding region runs from base 153 to 530 and encodes 125 amino acids. The record is from RefSeq and is a predicted model, not a curated record. The transcript is spliced from 2 exons.
UAACGUUCUAGAAACGAUUGUGAAACUCCAAUUGAAUUAAAAACCGGGACACAAAAGGAAAAGACACAGAAAGAGUAGGUGGUUACGUACUAGUGAGAAUCAGAAAAAAAGAUACACCUCAGCAAGACAUAGAGAAUACUAUUCUAAUCACGAUGACCAACAGCAUGGAAGAAACUGCUGUCAGACGAUCCAGUUUAGAACGCGGAUUAACGAUGAUAGCGAUUUUCGGGUUCCUCUUAUGCAUCGUUUUGGCGAUCGCCCUCGCAAUUUUGGCAGUUAAAACGAAAUGCAACAUCAUAUCCAGGACCAGUAAGUGUACUCUUAUAGCAACCUAUAAUGCAACGAGUCAUUUUCGAUAUAUAAAUGCAUUAUUUUUUGAAAAGCACAGAAACAAGAUCAGCACUUUCCGUUUUUUAAAGAUUCAUGAAAUCGCAAAAAAAUUGUCAAUCAUGUGUAGUUUUGAAGAAAUUGCCCUUAUAUUUUUUAUUUUAAUUCUAAGCCGAAUCGUAAAGCUUAAGUUGUCCUUGUAAAAAUUGUAAGACCUUAUAACUGAAAUUGUAAUUGCGUGUCGUAAGAUGUACGAUAAUUUGUAAGUACCUAUAAGUUCUCGUAAAUUGUGCGACUAGCAAGAAGUUGUCUGUAGACAUAUUACGUAAAAUUAUAAGCAUUUAGUCAUAAAUUUUUACUCUUACGAGAACAAAUUACGAAUCAUACGAUUAUGCUUAAAAUUGACCUAUAAAUCAUUAAAAAUAUUGAAUGUUUUUAUAUAUGCUUUUGUCUUGGAUUGAUAAUAAGAC